CUCCAAGUAGCCUCCCUCCAGCUUCCCUUGUUCAAUAUGGAAAGCAGCACGAGCGCAAGGGACGGGUCCUCUCCUUUGAAUAUGCGCAGGAGCAAACGCGAGCUCCUUCCUUCUCUUCACUUAGUAUUUGAUUGAUCUUUAACUGUAACUUCUCAAGUCUCUCGUCACUAAACCGCGUCUUGUAUUGUUUUGAUAUAUCUUUACACCAUGCCGCCAUUCGCAUAUCCAACACCCGAGCCCACGGAUCCAUCGACCUCACGCGAAGAGAGUAAAACCAGAAAGCGCGACAUCAGCUGCUCAACUGCUGACACGGACCAUGAGCCUUCACUGCCAGUGACCAAACGACAGAAGGUGCUCGUACAAUGCGGAAACCUGUGCUACCCUACCUCUCGUUAUGGCGGUCAUCGUCCUUCUCUCCCAAUUGUCAAUGAGCGUCAAGCAAUCAAUGAACUCGCUGAGAUCUGGAACGCUGGAGAUCACUCACAGGAUGAACACAACAUCUGGCAGCUCAACGACUUCGUUGUCUACCGUGAGCCCGGUGCUAAUCGGCACGCCAACGAGCUCUACCCUGUCCAUCGUCUCAAGUCCGAGGACGGGACCAAUGAUCUUCUUUUCGAUGGAACACUGAGCGUGAACAACCAGGUCCGAUUUGUUCAAGCCGUCCCAUUCGGUUGUCUGGCUAUCGAGGGGUAUGGAGAUGAAAGCGAUGUUGUAUCUGCAUGUAUUCAGUCUUCACUUGGCAGAAAGGGCAAUGUCUGGUUUAAGUUAGGACGACCUGCCAACGAGUAUGCCCGGUACUACGAUGUGUCACGCUGGAUGUUCAGAUUCGCGAAGUACGUGGUAGAGUUCCUUGAAGACUCUGGACCUCCAGUCACACUUGAUCUGUUUCGUCGACUGUUUCACUCAUAUGUGAACGAAAAGUACGGACUCUCAAUCGCUACCAAGGAGUGGCUGAGUAAACAUCCCUCAGUCGACUUCGGGCAGGCAUUUUGUGCAAACAUUGGGUUCCUGAUUCGGGAAUGUUAUGGCCUUGACAGCACACUACUGGACCAUCCCAUCUUUGAUGAAACUGAUCCGAGAAGGCUACGAGCUAUACCAAAAGAAGCUCCCCAACAUGACAAAACGGUCGUGACGCCACUUGUUUUUGAGUCUUUCCGCAGGAUGCCUUUCAGUUCUCAAAUGCAAGUUCUUAAGGAUGUCGAUGCAACUGUCAUUCAGAAGCAGCGUUCUCGAAGACUUCAAAUGGGCCUGACACCACUUGACUGUGCUUCAACCUCUGCUCCUAUCUUCCGGCCAACUAGCAGGGCAGUGAAAAGAGGAGAUGUUGUUAGCGUCGCUGCAAACAAAGAAUCUCGAUGGAAAGCCUCAUUAGGCACUUCGUGGUUUGCCUAUGUGCAAGAGAUCCGUACCAUGAAGACUGGCUUACAAAAGCUUGACGUAAUCUGGCUUUACGACACGUCCGAUACGACACUCGGCCACGGAUACUACCCAUACAAGAAUGAGCUCUUUAUGAGCGACAACUGUAGUUGUGGACAAGACUCGGUCGACGCCGCAUUGGUCCAAUCAAUUGUGCCUGUCCAGUGGUACGCCACUGAUCCGGAAGAGAGCAAGGGCUUCUUCGUCAGACAGAAGUUCCGUACGGAGCCGACCCUAGGCGCAUAUGAUUUCGUUCAGCUCCAUGAGUCAGACUUCGAUUGCGAAUGCAGGAACACCGAGACAGAGAUGGAGAAGGUCAGAAAAGACUUCAGAAUGGGUGAUACGGUUAUGGUUUAUCAUCUCACUGGCAAGACAGAGACCUUGGAACCAGCGAUUAUCCGCGGGUUCUCUUUGCACAAAAUUACUCUUCAACCUCUACUUCGAUCUGGUCGUGAUCUGGGCGAAAAGCAAGCGCCUCCAAACCAAGUCGUGCCAGCCGAUGACAUCUACGAGGUUGGUCCGGAGUCCAUCACCCGCCGCUGUACGGUCGCAAGCUUCAAAUCUCUUGAGCACAUUCGGGCACCAUACGAUCGUGACGGAGCAGGGGACAUGUGGUUCGUCAUCAGCCAAUCUGAUCCAACAUGGAAUUUUCAAAACCAUGAGAUCGCCGCGGAUAGCAAGCUCAAAGGAAUGGGUAUCUUUUGCGGAGGCGGAUCCCUUGACCGAGGGCUCGAGGAGGGAGGAGGACUCGAGUUCAAGUGGGCAGUGGACAUGGCAGAACACGCCCUUCAUACUUACAGAGCUAAUGCUAAGGAUCCGGACGGGCUCAAGCUUUUCCUUGGGAGUGUAGAUGACUACCUGGCCAAAGCUCUACGACGUUCAGCCGACAGCAGAAUUGCCACUGUUGGGGACAUUGACUUCCUUGCGGCAGGCUCACCAUGCCCUGGUUUUUCUGUUUUACAACAGAACAAGGACGACGUCAAAUCGUUACGCAACUGCUCACUAGUUGCCUCGGUCUGUUCUUUUGUAGACCUUUAUAUGCCUUCAUAUCUCGUCCUCGAGAAUGUGAUUGGCAUGGCUGCGAAUCCCAAAAACUCCAAAGAGCUGAACGUCUUUUCCCAAGUUCUGUGUUGUCUGGUAAGCAUGGGUUACCAAGUCAAACAACUACUCAUGGAUCCUGGAUUCUAUGGUAGUUGCCAGUCUCGUCAACGCAUCUUCAUUGUCGCAACUGCGCCUGGUUGUACCCCGCCUGAUGCGCCACCCCAGACACAUUCCUGUAAAGAGUUAGAGAGAUCAAGAGCAAUCGGCCGUGCUAGCAAUGGUGUUCCUUUCGGAGAGCGCAGGAAGGACGUCUGCUCUUUUGUGUCUUUGACUACACAACAUGCGUUUCGAAAUCUCCCCGAUAUUUCCGAAGGUCAUGUUCAGACAUGUAUCCCGGCACCAGACCAUCGACUCUGUCGCUUUGAAGAUUCUAGAACGCGAGCCAUCAUCCAAUCGGUACCUCGUUGGCCCCGCGGCCAAGGCUUUGUACAAGCAGUGGCUGCCGGCAAGAUGUACAAGCGAGCCAUAGCUGAGUACCCAUGGAAAAACAAGAACCGUGGUGCCAAAACCAGCCGCAGUUGGUCUCGACUGUACCCCAACGGUCAGGUUGGGUGUUUAACUACCUCUAUCAAGCCUCACUGUGCAUUCAACGGCCGUACUCUCCAUUGGGACCAGCCUCGACUAAUGACAGUGAUGGAAGCUCGUCGCGUCCAGGGAAUUCCAGAUAAUGAGAUUGUCGUGGGACUUCCAAGUGCACAAUGGCGACAGAUCGGAAACGGAGUCGACCGAAAGGUAGCAUUUGCCAUGGGCAUGCAACUCGCCAUCGCUUUCCGCAAGAACGGAUCUUUGGUCUCCGCUUUGCCGACGACGCUGAAAACUGACGAGACACACGAGUCCUCGCAGAUCAAAACUGUCAUCCGAGAAGAGACUGUUGUUCGAAGGUCGCUUCAAUCUGCAUCCACCAAGGCUUCCGGGUCUCUUACUGUCUUUGAGAGAAAGCUGGUCUCUAGUAUUGUACUCGACGAUUCGCAAGCAGCCACAGUGACAAGGGUUCGUGGUUUGAGAGACUCCCAGAACACUGACGGCGUGAUGAUGCGUGACGACGGGAUCGAACUCAUUGUCAUAGACUGAGGAUCGAUGAGCAGAACGAAUUUAUAAUGAUGGGGGUUACAGGAAUGGGAGGAUUAUAUGAGAAGAAGGACGAUACGAUGAGAGAGCGGAUAAGUGUUGCUACAUUACAUUGUUGUUGCUGAACAAAAUUACAAUCACCUUUAUCGAGAA
Molecule: messenger RNA, 3738 nt
Organism: Aureobasidium pullulans EXF-150
Lineage: Eukaryota; Fungi; Ascomycota; Dothideomycetes; Dothideales; Saccotheciaceae
Product: S-adenosyl-L-methionine-dependent methyltransferase
Exons: 1
Coding region: 208-3588 (1126 amino acids)
Cellular component (GO): nucleus
Molecular function (GO): methyltransferase activity
Source: RefSeq, a predicted model, not a curated record